Messenger RNA from Telopea speciosissima, 336 nucleotides. RefSeq names its product chaperone protein dnaJ 11, chloroplastic-like. The record is from RefSeq and is a predicted model, not a curated record. Lineage: Eukaryota; Viridiplantae; Streptophyta; Magnoliopsida; Proteales; Proteaceae. The transcript has a single exon. The coding region runs from base 1 to 336 and encodes 111 amino acids.
AUGGCUUCGCCGGCAUCCCUUUAUGAGGUGCUUGGUAUACAAAGGGGCGCUACCUGUCAGGAGAUCAAGGCGGCGUAUCGUCGGUUGGCGCGUGUUUGUCAUCCCGAUACGGUAGCGACAGAUCGGAAAGACACAUCCGCCAAUGAGUUCAUUAAGAUCCACGCCGCCUAUUCCACGCUUGCCGAUCCUCAGAAGCGCGCUGAUUACGAUCGAGACCUCUUCAGCAGGCAACCAAUUUAUAGAUCUCCGUCGUCUACCUCUGUUUACGCGGCGUCUUCUAUGUCUAGAUUUUCUGGCUAUACUUGCCGGAAUUGGGAGACCGAUCAGUGCUGGUAG